AUGGCGCCUCAAUGGAUGCCUCAAAAUAUACAGAAGCGAUUACUGAAGUACAUCCUUCAGCAGCUCUCCUUAUUUUCCGAGAUUGAUCUACCCAAUUUGGAUGUGUCACUGGGCGCAAGCUCCAAGGUCAAUCUCCGAAAUCUGGAGCUAGAUAUUGAAAAGUUCAGCAUACCAGGACUGUACAUGAGAAGUGGGUCUAUUGAAACGCUUGCUCUUUCUCUCACGAUAAGCGAUGGUGUCAAUGUGGAUUGCGCUGGAGUUAAUAUCACUUUCACUCCUUCGGUAACUUCUGCAAAGCCAAACAGCUCAGAUCAGUUUUCCCUUGCGAAAAGCACAGCUGAUUUAGCAAACAGUGUUAUGUUCGAGGACAAUGUUGUGGACGACGAAGAUAUACGAGAAACUGCUUCGGUUGAGUUUAAUCCCCUUCCAACAGAAACGAAAGACCACAAAAUGAGCAACAUGAUGGCAAAGGCGGCAGAUAUGGCUUUGUCAAGGCUACAACUAACAAUACGUGACAUAAAAAUCACUAUGGUACUCGAGGCUUCUGUAAUGGAAGUGUGCAUUGAUCACGUCACCUUGUUAUCAAAGGAAGGGACCAGAUACAUUACAGUUGAGGGUAUGAAGCUGAAUGCUGUCAAACCAGAAGUUUAUCCAGGAGAGGGAGUGGAUAAAGAUAAUAGUUCAAAGGAAAGGGACAAAAAUAAGUCUGACGACAGCGAUUCUGAGGACUAUGAUGAUGAAUUAAUGCAAACCUCGUUUAUGGCAGAAGACAAGGACGAUAUUCAUAAAUCCUUGAUGGAGAGCAUGAUGUUUGCAAGCAAGACAUCUGAAUCCGUGUACAUGAGCGCGACAUCUAACGUAUUCUCCUCGGUUACCCCGAGGGCAUCUACCCACGAGCCUCCUCAACCAUCAGCUGUAUGUGUGGCCUAUGUCAGUAAUUUCAGCUUCCAAUUUGAUGGACUUCAAAACAUAGAGAACGUGCAAGUGGACGUGGGACAGAUCAAGAUUGCGGCUUCCCCAAUUCCUGAAUGUUUGUCGUCAGUCAUUCAAUCAUUCAAAAAUAUUGUGAGGCUUUCGGCAAUGAGUACCAGUGGAACAUCUGAAGAAACGGGCGACAAAAGCGAACCUACUAGCACGACUUUGCUGAGUACCUUAAAGGUUGACGAGAUAUGUGUUAGUCUUGAAUCAGCACUUUUGGAUGACGGACGAUUUGCUCUGGACAAUAGCAUUUAUUUAUCACUCAGUGAUAUACGCUUUGAACAGAAAAAUGCCUCUUUCUCUUUUGGUUCCAUUGCAAAAAUACGCCUAUCGAGAAAUGACGGUGGAACUGUGCUUUUUAGCUUCGGCGACUCCCGCGCAUCAAAUGUAGCGGACCUCGGGCUUGAAAUGCUUAGCAACGAUGCAUCUCGCAUCACUUUAAUAUGUCCGAAAUCUGCAAAUCUUGUUGUGGAUGAACAACUAUUGACUUCGGCAGCGCGUUACUACUCACUGAUGGAACCUGUUGUCGAGGCAUUCCUUUCGGCUAUAUCUAUGAAGUCUCCUAAUCCAUACUCAAACAUGCAUACAUCCCGCUUCUCUUUACCAGAGACAGCAAAUAACCAGAAAUCGAGCGACUUCCAUGCACAAAUGUCAUCUAUUCACAUCAAGCUUCACCUCAGUGAAUUUGAUAUCACGUCUACCAUCCUUCCGAUAACUUACGAUUCCCAGGAAGGUCGCUUCGAUACUAGCAGUAUUCUUUUCGAAUAUAACGAUGCAACGCUACGAGAUCAAUAUGCAUCUAACCAAUUUUUGAUGAUAUCCAAUAUUGAGUCAUCUUCGGUAGGUGUGAACAAAAUACGAUCAUUUGAUUCAAGCUCGCUUCAGGAAACAUGGCUCAAAAGCAAGAUCAAAACUACAAUCGAGAAUGUCACUUUGAAGCUUGAUUUUGGGGUCAUGUUCAAACUGAUAAGCGGCUUUGGGAGACUUGCUGAUUUAAUGUACAAGUCUAUGGUGAUCUCAUCUCCAGCACCAAGACAGAAGAAAGUAAGACUGGGUAAUAGUUUGUUUCUAAAUGCCUCCAAAAUGCUGAAAUACAGUGUCGAGAUCAAUCAAUGGACAGGAACUCUCUCCAAUAUUUGUCCCAAUUUUGGGGAUCUGAAAGUCUCCUUAAAAGAUAUAUAUGUGAAUUAUCUGCAAGAUGGGACCCUGCACACUUAUGUUAUGAACGCUUUGAUACAACGAAUAUGUGAACCGGUACAUGAGUCAUUGCUGGAAGCGGCGGAUCCCAGAAACAAAGGGUGUCCCAUGAUGUUUGCAAAAUUCAAAGAUAAUUUGGGGGUGCACUUCAGAAAUUGCUCAUUCAACUAUUAUGGAGAAUGGGUCACACUUUUGGAAUCCCGAGAGAGGCAAGAGGAAGCUGAUCCAGGCUCAGCCAUCUCUGCUUCUGGGAGGAAAAAUCAGAUUAACUUUACCUUUGCUGAUGUUUCAAUAGGUCUUGUCCCAGUCAAUCUAAAAUCCAAGGUUGAGCUCGUUAUCAGGAAAGGAAUUGCUGACUUGUUGAUUGGUACUGAUGGGCGCUCAAAAUUGCAAUCUUCAUUCAGUUCCUUGACUCUGCUAUUGAUUGAUGACGUCGCAAAUAUUCUCAGUGACAAAGAAAGCAAAUCAUUGAGGCACUGGAUCAACAUGAACAACAAUCAUGCUAUCUGGACGCUGAAUGCUAUUUUGAAAAGCAAGGGUUAUGUUCCUGUGGGUUAUAUUUCAUCUUUGUUUCUGAAUUCAACAUUUGAUAGUGAGAGUCACUUGGAAAAGAGCAUGUCGCAGGCUUCUUCCGGCAGAAAAAUAUUUCCCUUGAUUGAUACAAAGAUACAUAUUGAUGCAUUGGCUCUCGACCUUUGUGCAGACUCGUCCCAAUGCUUGAUUCAGACUUUGAAAGAUCUGAAGCAGCCGGUGCAGUUUACUUUCAAUGAAAAAUAUAAGCCAACGACGGAUGAAGUUGAUGUGUUUAGGGACGUUGAUGAGAAUAUCUUUUCGUCGGCGGUAAGUGCAGAUGCUGGUAGUCUGGGGCAAACUGAGAUCUCUGAAGACGAAAAACUGGAGAUUGUCGAAGAUUUUUACAACAAAAGUUUAAACCCUGAUCACGGUGAGCAAUCAGCCACACGCUCUGGUAGCUUGGCCAAUAGUGGUACCAAAUCAGGUACCAUGUCGAAUAUCAUUUUUGAUGAUAAUCAUUUCAACCAUUCGGGUGAAGAGUUCACGACGAAGAUUAUACCAAUGGCUAUUGGAAUCAGUAUUUCCAAUGCUACAAUCAAGCUUUAUGAUGGCUAUGACUGGAAGGAGACUCAGACCACAAUUAAGAAUGCCAUUCGCCGGGUUGAAGAUAGAGCCGCAAAGAUAGGUGACAGUAUGAAUGGUGUGAUUGAGGGUUCCACCAGCCAGGAUAUCCGUUCCGCUUCUAAUGAUUCGACCGAGCUAGAUGCAGAAGCUGUGAAUGAGAUACUAUACGAGUCAAUCCAUGUGGGCCUCUUAGCUGGACAGGACCCUCAAUCAUUUUACGAUAAUAUCAACAAGUCGAUCAGCAACGGUGCGGCCUCAGAAAAUGUGAGCGAGCGUAAUAAUUUGUCUCCAGGCUCUUCAUCACCCGCAUCAGUCAACACUACUACUAGCGCUCGCUCUACAGCGCCCUCUCAUAACAUCGAGCUAGGCAAGGGCUCAAUUAGGAGAGUGCGCUUGAAAAGAUCUGUAUAUCACAAGGUUCUAGUUGAGCUAGAAAACCUUGAUCUGUCCAUCCUGACCAUGGUUGGUAAUGAACUUCAACCAACUAAAAACUCUAUAGUCUUCAGUGAGGAUGAGAGUAAAGAUGACUCAGAACUCGUUAACAGAAUUGAUUUGAGUGUCGGAUCCUUCAAAGUGGCAGAUAAUGUUCCCACGUCAAGCUGGAACAUGUUUGUGGGGUAUUUGCGUGAAGCUGGGGAUAAGGAACUUGGUUCCAGCAUGCUUCAUGCUGUCAUUGACACUGUUCGCCCUGUUGCAUCAUUGGCGGCUUCUGAAUUGGUGAUCUCUGUAUCUGUGCUUCCGUUGAGACUUUAUGUGGACCAAGACACGCUAGACUUUUUAACAAGAUUUGGUGAGUUUAAAGAUGACCGCUUCACCCCCCCAGCUUUGGACGAAGAAGAGGUUUUCAUUGAAAAGUUCCAGGUCAACUGCGUGAGGAUUAAACUUGAUUACAAGCCUAAGAAGGUUGAUUAUGCUGGCAUUAGAUCUGGCCACACUACCGAGUUCAUGAACUUUUUCAUUCUCGAUGAGUCUGAGAUGAUUUUGAAGAAGUUGGUGCUUUAUGGAAUACCGGGAUUCACUCGUUUGCACAAAAUGCUUAAUGACUUGUGGAUGCCUGACAUCAAAAGGAAUCAGCUUGGUGGGGUUCUUUCAGGUCUUGCUCCAGUGAAAUCAAUCGUGAAAAUUGGGUCUGGUUUCAAAGAGUUGGUAGCUGUGCCUUUGAAAGAAUAUGAGAAAGAUGGCCGCGUUAUAAGAGGUCUUCAAAAAGGUGCACUGUCAUUCGCCAAAAUAACCGGUGGCGAGCUGCUCAAAUUUGGUGUUAAGCUUGCUGCAGGAACACAAAAUAUAUUAGAGUCUACCGAAGAGGCUCUGGGAGGAGACGGCUCUGCUGUGAGACUACCAGGAUACAGAAAAAACCAAAAGUCUCGAAGAAGAACAUCACCCAGCGAGGUCAUUUAUGCGACUCCCGGGGACAAGUCUUUACUGGGCCGCAAUACCAUGAGUGGUGCAGUAUUACAUCGAAACUCAUUUGACUCCUAUGGUGAAGAAGAAGAAUUUCUGGAGGAACCUUCGGCGUUGGAUAGAGAUGGCACACAGGACACAGACCAGGCCCAGAAAUCAAGAUUUCUUGUUCCGGCUGUGUUCAAGAGUACUGCUGAGCUGCCUGAUGUGUUGGAGAGCGAUAGUGAUCUAGAUGAUUACUAUGAUGAGUCUGACAAUGAAGCCCAGAAAAUUGUCAGUCUGUACUCAAAUCAGCCGGAAAAUUUAAACGAGGGGUUGCAAACUGCUUACACUUCGCUGGGAAGAAACUUAGUCACUGCUCGGGAAGCAAUUGUGUCCGCAAGCACGCGUGCUGCACGGAGCGGUAGUGCACAGAUUGCCGCUCGGGAGUUUGCCAAAGCCACUCCUAUCAUGGUGAUUCGCCCGAUAAUUGGAACCACAGAGGCUAUUUCCCGAACACUUCAAGGAGGCAUCAAUAUUCUUGAUCCAGAAGAGAAACGCAGGUCCGAAGAAAAGUACAAGAAUACGAAGAAAGAAGAAACUAGUUGA
This is a messenger RNA of Ogataea angusta, 5301 nucleotides long. RefSeq lists its product as uncharacterized. Lineage: Eukaryota; Fungi; Ascomycota; Pichiomycetes; Pichiales; Pichiaceae. Gene Ontology annotation, cellular component: phagophore assembly site; extrinsic component of membrane. Gene Ontology annotation, biological process: piecemeal microautophagy of the nucleus; autophagy of mitochondrion; autophagosome assembly. The transcript has a single exon. The record is from RefSeq and is a predicted model, not a curated record. The coding region runs from base 1 to 5301 and encodes 1766 amino acids. Gene Ontology annotation, molecular function: phosphatidylinositol-3-phosphate binding.